Messenger RNA from Orcinus orca (killer whale), 474 nucleotides. RefSeq names its product translocase of outer mitochondrial membrane 20 like (gene TOMM20L). The transcript has 5 exons. Lineage: Eukaryota; Metazoa; Chordata; Mammalia; Artiodactyla; Delphinidae. Gene Ontology annotation, biological process: protein import into mitochondrial matrix; protein targeting; tRNA import into mitochondrion. Gene Ontology annotation, cellular component: mitochondrial outer membrane translocase complex; mitochondrial outer membrane. The record is from RefSeq and is a predicted model, not a curated record. Gene Ontology annotation, molecular function: transmembrane protein transporter activity.
AUGCUCUACGUCCGCACAGUUCUCUGCCUCCUGGCGGCCCUGGCGGCCUGUGGCGCCGUCGCCUUCCUCGGCUACUGCGUCUACUUCGACCGGAAGCGGCGUGGCGACCCCAAGGCGGGAAAGAAAGGAACGAAGGAAGAACCAUUUGGGGUCGUGAAAAGGCAGCUAUACAGUAAACGUGGUAGGAAAAGGCGCUACUUGUGGGAUCCAGCAAAGAAUGAAAAAUUACAACUUUUUCUGCAAGAAGUACGAAUGGGAGAACUUUGGUUAUCCAGAGGGGAGCAUUGAAUGGGGCUUGAACAUCUCAGCAAUGCCCUUUUGGUGUGUGGGCAACCACAGGAACUUCUGAAAGUUUUCAAACACACACUUCCUCCCAAGGUAUUUGAGAUGCUAUUGUGCAAAAUUCCCCACAUUUGCCAGCAAUUUGAGGCAGACAUGAAUGAACAGGAAUACUUGGAGGAUGAUCUUGAUUGA